Messenger RNA from Melanotaenia boesemani (Boeseman's rainbowfish), 4473 nucleotides. Its product is annotated as alpha/beta hydrolase domain-containing protein 17A-like. Lineage: Eukaryota; Metazoa; Chordata; Actinopteri; Atheriniformes; Melanotaeniidae. The transcript has 6 exons. The coding region runs from base 285 to 1352 and encodes 355 amino acids. Gene Ontology annotation, cellular component: endosome membrane; plasma membrane. Gene Ontology annotation, biological process: protein depalmitoylation. The record is from RefSeq and is a predicted model, not a curated record. Gene Ontology annotation, molecular function: palmitoyl-(protein) hydrolase activity.
AAAAAAAAAAAAAAAAAAAAAAUCUGGUAGCCAUGAAUUUCAGCUAGCUUGUCACCGACAACUGCCUGGUACACUUGAGUACAACCAUCCAUGUCAAGACACAGGAAGGAUUUUCUGACUCUUGCGCUGCUUCUGUGUACAAAUAGGGGCACACCAUCCUGCCUACCAGUCUACUGUGAAUCGAAUCCAGGGAGCUCAGUGACGAGACUGGAGAAUCUUGGCACUGUGGUGUGCCAGUUGACUACAAGACCAAAGGAUUUCUAAAUCCAGAUUUGUACCAGAAGAUGAACGGUCUGUCCGUACGAGAGCUAUGCUGCCUCUUCUGCUGCCCCCCUUGUCCCAGCCGCAUUGCAGCCAAACUGGCUUUCCUUCCUCCAGAGCCCACUUAUGCUUUACUACCUGACCCAGAUCCUGGUUCUGGCACUACAACUGUGUCUGCAUCCAACUCUGGGACUGCUCCCCCUUCUCUUGGAGCCCCAGGACUGCGUUCGCGGCUUGGUACUGGUAGUGGAGGUGACCGAGGAGGAGGAGGAGGUGGCGGAGGUGGUGGUGGUAGUGGGGCAGGUGGCAGUGGUGGCAGCAGCAGCAGCAGCAAUACUGGGAGUGAAGGAAGGUGGAAGUUGCAUCUCACAGAGAGAGCAGAGUUCCAGUAUUCACAGAGAGAGCUGGACGUGACGGAUGUAUUCUUGACCAGGUCUAGCCGAGGGAACAGAGUUGGAUGCAUGUACAUCCGCUGUGCCCCUAAUGCCAGGUUUACAGUGUUGUUUUCACAUGGUAAUGCAGUGGACCUGGGCCAGAUGAGCAGUUUCUACAUCGGUUUAGGCACACGCAUCAACUGCAACAUUUUCUCCUACGAUUACUCAGGCUACGGUGUCAGCACUGGCAAGCCCUCUGAGAAGAACCUGUAUGCCGACAUUGACGCAGCCUGGCAUGCCCUGCGCUCCAGGUAUGGCAUCAGCCCUGAGAACAUUAUUCUGUAUGGACAAAGCAUUGGCACGGUGCCCACAGUAGACUUAGCAUCACGUUUUGAGUGUGCUGCUGUGGUUCUUCACUCUCCUCUCACCUCUGGCAUGAGAGUCGCCUUCCCUGACACUAAGAAAACAUACUGCUUUGAUGCUUUCCCAAACAUUGAGAAGGUUUCGAAGAUCCCGUCUCCAGUGCUCAUCAUUCACGGUACAGAGGAUGAGGUGAUCGACUUCUCGCACGGCCUCGCCCUGUUUGAGCGCUGUCCCAAGGCCGUGGAGCCUCUCUGGGUGGAGGGAGCUGGUCACAACGACAUUGAGCUUUACAGUCAGUACUUGGAGAGGCUACGGCGCUUCAUCAACCAGGACCUGGCUGCACAGCAUGCCUGAGAAACAAAACAGCCUCUCUGUUUAUGUAUGUAUGUGUGUGUGCGUGCGUAUAUAUGACUGCAUGUGUGUGAAAGAGGGUGUUGGCAUGUUUGCAGAGAAUGUGUGUGAAAUUGACCUUAAAGGGAUUUGUAAAUUUUGGUCACAUCUGUGUGUCUGUGAAGCAGCACACCUACAGGUUAAAAUACAAUUAAUCUAUGUUCUAUUUCCUGUUUUUAAAGGUAAGAACAUUUUUAACGUCAUUAGCUAUUGUCAUUAGCUAAUAAUUAAUCUGUACAGUGUUGGUUAAACAAAAAAAUCAAGAGCAGAGAUUCGACAGUGUCAUGAUUGCAGUAUUUAAGAUUAAAAGAUCAUGAAUUGCAGCUUUAAAAUAUGUUGACUUAAUUGAAUUGGGAAGUAACAACUUUUUUAGUUUAAAAAGGCACACAGAUGUAGAUUUAAUGUGUGACAUGUUGAUGAAUGCUUGUGCCAUGAUGUGAGUGUUGCGUGUGUUAUCAUAUCCCCUUGGACCUGUGACACCUGAAUAAUGUGUGCACAUGUUAAUAUGUGUGUGGGUGAGUGCUGAUAGAAAUGAAGGACAUCCUGAUGACUUGGACAGCCGCAAGUGGAGGAGGCUAAUGGAGACUUAUCAAUAUUGAUGUUUGUUUUUAUAUUUUGUUUCUUUUGUUUUUGUGUGUGUAUGUAUGAAGAAUACCUCCACAGCUUGACCAGUUCUCUUUACAUUGGACAAAAACUGGUUAAGCAUGUACUCCCAUCUCCAACACUCGUUGUUUACCUGUUAAUGGACAUCCAUUUGACUGCCAGGGCAUUUCCCAAGUUGUUCAGCUAACACUAACCUAGUCUUCUGUGUGGUUUGGGGGUCGAUCUGCAGUCCUUUAGUGUGAAUUCCAGUAGAAAUGCAAGGACUUGUCUGGAAUAUUGUCAUUACCUGCAUGGCUGUUAGAUGUCUAAUACUUCUCUUUAUUUUUGGCUCUGAAAAGGUCAUAUAGUGACCAGCUUCCAUGUUUAGUCCAGGCUGUAUCCUUAAACUCUACACAGAAUUGCAGCAGCAUUUAACAGGGAAUCACUUAGAUUUCACACACUGAGAACAUGUGUUUCUCAGGUGUUACACAGAUAGCUAUAGAAGUGCAGGCCUGCUCUGUACUUUUCACACCUCAUUGGACUGGUUAACUCUAAACAGAAAGUUGCAAACUUCCACUUUACUAAUGGAUGACGUUAAAAAGGUUUGACACUGCACAAGAAUAAGACCGAUGCAAGUAAGUGUUUCUUAUUUUUUUGUAAAUCUGCUUGUUAAUGUUGCUGAAAGUUUACCACUUUGUUGCAAAGACUGCACCCAGGCAAGAAAUAGCCCGUCACACAACACCCUAUACAUUCACAUCUGACACAGUGUGAACGUUAGACUUCUUUAUACCUUUUGAUUGAGCCAGUAUAGCCAGCCUUUCCUGCUUCGCCUGUGUUUGUGUUUUGUUGGAAAUGACCAGUUUUUGCUUUCAUUAUCAUUUAUGAGGGGUGUCAGUCUUCUCAUCCAACCCUUAGCAGGAAACAAAAGAAGCAAGUUUCCAAAAUGUCAAUCUAUACUUGCAAGUUGAAGUGCAGUUCUUGAGGAUGUUGUGAAUGGUCCAUUCUUGUGGACAGAACCUUUUUGGAGCCUGACGCUUUGGUUUUAUUUGGGGGCUCCAGGUGAAUUAAGAGACAAAGUAGCUGCUUGGUUCAUCACAUUAAUGAGGAUUGUGUACACUCCAUGCAAAAAUGUCAUGGAUUAUCAAAAUUAUCCUGAUUAACUUCUAAAAAUGUCUUGUUCUAGUAGCACUCAUCACCAUGGUUACUCAGCCUCCUAUUCACAGUCACCCUUGGCACAUUUUUUUCAAGUUUUCAUCUUGCUGUAAUUAAUCCUGAUGUGUUUUGUUGUAGUGUGGGGCCAUGGAUUGUUUCAGAACCAUGCUUGUUGUUGAUGUUAACAUGAUUCAGAUCAGGUGCCAGGAUGGAACGUCAUGCCUACUUGCUCUGUUUUGACCUCUGUGGCCCUAAACAUACAAGAGCUCUCUUAUGGGUGGCAGCACGUUUCAAUGUCUGACACAAGCCAUAUUUGAGCCUCUCACUGUUGGUGUGGUGCAGGUUCCACCACACAUACCUUUGCACAUCAUACACACAUUCAAACACAACAUACAUGUACACACACACAUAUUUACACAUUUUUAAAUAUAUAUAUAUAUAUAUCUGAUCAAGCAUGACAAAAGCAGGUCUUAAGUUCAGCACUAUUGUACAAAGCAUCCAAAGUGUAAUAAGGGUAUAAAAUGUAAGUCUAUGUGUCUUUUUCAUCAUUAUUGACUGUGUUCUACAGGCCAGCUUCAAGGAUACAAGUUUCCUCUGUGGAUAAGUACCAACAGGUCCUGUGUAUAGACCUGAUGCAGUACAAGAAGUAGUUGCUGCACCAGAGACCCUCAGUUUCAGCGAUAGUAUCUGUGUUUUGUCAAAGGGAACAUUUACUAACAGGCACUGAUCUGAUUACUCCAUUUUUGGGAGUGCAAGUGGGUCUCAGUAAAGCAGUGAAAAGGGUCCUGAACAGCACCCCUUCUCCCGUCAUCACCUUGAACAGGGAUUGUUUCCAUUCUCAUCUUGUGCUUUUUGUCUGAUGUUUAAAUCAAUGGAAAUCUGUUACCUUCUUAAACCAGGGAUCUGAGCCGUCACAAGAAUUGGAAAAUGCAAAGAGCCUCUCUCUGGAAGUAAAAGUAGUCCUCAGUUUUUUCCGGACUGAUUGGGUUAUCAGGGAAUCCUCUGGAUCCACAUUUUAGUCAUGGGGUUAAAGAAACGAGGUGGACACUUGCUGUUUAAUCGAUACACCACUAUGGUUCAGUUAUCUUGUAUCCUCUGGCCUUGAAUGUUUAUUGAUGGGGUGGGGUGGGGGGGUUGAAUAGUAAAACCUGUAUGCAUGUCUGUUGUGUUUUGCAGAGCAAAUGACGGGACUGAACAUUAUCUAUUGUGUAUUCUAUGUGAGGGUAAAGCUGAAUUCAUGGCAUUGGAACAUUGAAGCGCUUUAAAGAAAAAAAAAAUGACGGGACACUUAUUUGAAUUUUUUAUUGCUGAUACUAACUGAUGUAUUGUUGAGUUUUGUGCUAGAGUUUGA